Temnothorax curvispinosus is the source of this 2523-nucleotide messenger RNA. It is a transcript of the gene Non2, whose product is annotated as upstream activation factor subunit spp27-like. The record is from RefSeq and is a predicted model, not a curated record. NCBI's taxonomy places the organism in Eukaryota, Metazoa, Arthropoda, Insecta, Hymenoptera, Formicidae. The transcript has 5 exons. Gene Ontology annotation, cellular component: nucleus. The coding region runs from base 67 to 855 and encodes 262 amino acids.
GCUACGGGAGUCCGUAGCCGGCGUAGGCUCAGUUGGCAGCAGUACGCACAGCGAGAAGCAUCUACCAUGGCCGAUAUCACGAAGGAGGAGCUACGCAAGGAGAUCACCGCAAUCCUCAAGGAUGCUGACCUCACUACAAUGUCUGCUAAGAAAGUGAGGCAACAAAUCGAAGAAAAACUCGAUGUUGACCUUAUAGAAAGGAAAAAGGAGGUGGAUGAUUUAGUCAUGGAAUGUCUUCAAGAAAAACAGGACGGAGGAAAGAAAAAGAAGAAGGCUGCUAGUGAGGAGUCUGAAGAUGGCGAGGAGGAAGAGGAAGAAGGAUCUGAAGAGGAGGAGGAGGAAGAAGAGAAAAAGCCAGCUAAGCGAAAUCCUGCUAAAAAGACUCCUAACAAGCGUAAGAAGGGAUCCUCUGAUGAUGAAGAAAGCGCUAGUGAUGAUGAUGCUAGCGACGAAGAAUACAGCCCAAAGAAACCUAAAGUUACACCUAAAAAAAGUAAGCCUGGAAAGAAAGGAAAGAAGAAGGGUAGCGACAGUGACAGUGACGAGGACUGGGGUAAAAACAAGAAAGCCCCAGGAAGUACAGCAAAGAAGGGGGCUGGUGGCAAAGGCAAGGGAGGUGGUUACACGCGCGCUAUCACAUUAUCUCCAGAACUCGCCGCGGUUGUUGGCGCAGAACAAAUGGCUCGACAUGAAGUCGUGAAGAAAGUAUGGAGUAUCAUCAAAGAAAGGAAUCUUUAUGAUCCUAAGAAUAAACAGUUUGCGAUUUGUGACGAGGAAUUAAUGAAGGUAAUCGGCGUAAAGCGUUUCAGAACUUUCGGCAUGAUGAAAUACCUCAAAAAUCACUUUGUAGAUUAAAUCAUUCUUCAAUCCCGAUCUCCGACAAGUUAUAUACAUAUAUAUAUAUAUAACAUAUUCCAGGGUGCGUCUUGUGCACCUCUUCAUCUUUCUCACACGAUACAUACAUAUACAUGAAACACAAAGGUAUUUCUUGCGACUUAAGACUUUAGACCAUGUUUACACCAUUCCGACGUACUCUGCCGCUCAUUGUAAUCAUUUUGUCCCAUUGAUGACUGCAAUAUAUAAUAUAUUGACUUUGUAGCCAUUAUUAAUUAUUAUAAACAUGACUCCUGACAAAUGCGUUGGUAAUGACGCAUACGAUUCAUAUAAUUUUUAACAAGUAAUCGCAAAUUCUUUGGAAUCCUUUUAACAUUGGGACAAUUGUUACCAUGAACGUCCAGAUGAUUUCGAAAUGUGAAUGACAUUACAGUGGCCAAUAGUCAAUAAGCUGGUUUUAAGUCAUCUAAUUCAAAAUAAAUGUUAUAUCAUUUGUAUGGUCGUCAUUAAUAACAAUAUCUUACUCCUAAUGCAGUAACGGCGCGCGAUUAUAGCAAUGGCAUUAUUGAAUGAUAAACUAAAAAUGAAAUUUAAAUUUGGAAGCACUUUUUUUGAUAUUUAUAAGACGCUCAAUUUUAUUCUGUGACAUUUCAACUAACACAUUUAUUACAUUGGCGAUAUAAUUACUUUCAAUAUAUAUAUAUAUUUGAAGUAUUAGAAACAUAUUUGUUCUGUGUCAUUAUCAAUGAUUUUAACUAUCUAUCCUUUAGUACGAAAAUCCUUAAAGUUAAUGCCAGACUAUGCAUGAUUUGCGAUUUAUAAUUUGCUGUUCGCCGGUCAUGAAACUAAUAUAGAACUAUACUAUAUGACGAACCGUAAAUCAUAAACAAUAUGGAUGGUUCAUAUUGGCGAAUGAUACAUUUCUGCAAAUACUACAAAUUAUGGAUAAUCUGGUGCUAGUUUUAUAGUAUUUUUGUUAUUUCUCUACCCCUUUUUAUAUUGAAAAUUUUUUCUUCUGAAAAAUGAAUGUAAUAGAAUGACAGAUUUCGCCUUCAGAACGAAGAUAAAUGUGCGGACAUUUACAAAAAAAAAAACAAAGAGAAGCUACGCGGAAAAUUAAUAUCCUGUACCUCUUCUGUAUAAUAGCUACAUUAUACACAUGCAAGUGUAAGCAAAGUUUAAUUGUAUUAUCGUGUAAUUACUAAUUAUUGUCGUAAUAUAGGUUUCUUGGUGUAAAAAUUGAAUCUAACGUUUAAGAUCUAAUGGUAAAACAAUAUAUUCACUGAAAGGUAUCUUAUAAGCAUAUUAAAUGAAUAAAGUCACAGUGCGUGCAGCGACCACUGGAUGAUGUUAAUGAAAUGUAGGGAAUUAAAUAAUAGGCUCACGCGAAGCGAGGUGCGGAGUCUUAACUGCAUACAUCUGUCCGAGCUUCGACAUAUGUAAAAUUCGUGUAUUUUGAAUAUAAAUUAAAGAAAAGCUGGCCUAAAAGUCACGAGGAAAGCCACACAAAUAAGAUCAUUGCAGUUCACGAAAGCAUUACAUACGUGGAAGAAAUGCGUACGGAAUGAUAAAUUAGAAUACGAACUUGUUUCCCUAAAAAUGAAAGAGGAAAAAACCUAUUUAAACUGUAAUGUUCCGUGAAAUGUAUUUGGAAAUGUCAUUAAAAAGUAUUGCUUUCAUUUUUUUUUU